AUGGAAAACAGUGGUGAAGCAAAAAGAAAUAGUGUCGUAGUUAAAGUUGGAAUGGUUGGAGAUUCUCAAAUAGGAAAAACCAGUUUAAUGGUUAAAUAUGUUGAAGGUUCAUUUGAUGAAGAUUAUAUUCAAACAUUAGUAUGUAAUGAUGCGGUCGCUAUCCUUUUCAUGUUCGAUUUAUCACGAAAAUCUACAUUAAAUAGUGUUAAAGAAUGGUAUCGUCAAGCGAGAGGAUUUAAUAAAACAGCAAUUCCAUUUCUCAUUGGAACAAAAUAUGAUCAAUUUGCUAAUUCUUCAAAGGAAGAACAAGAGGAAAUCACAAAACAGCCAUGA
Molecule: messenger RNA, 333 nt
Organism: Diversispora eburnea
Lineage: Eukaryota; Fungi; Glomeromycota; Glomeromycetes; Diversisporales; Diversisporaceae
Source: the annotation of a GenBank genome assembly